AUGGCCAAGGUCCACCCCAACGCCAUGUCUCCACCAGAGCCCGGCACACCCGGCGGCGCCACCACUGGCCCGGCCCGGGCGGCGGCCGAGGGAGACGAGGCGCCCACGGUACUGACGGUGUGGCGCAAGUCGCUGCUCUUCAACUGCGACGGCUUCACCGUCUUCGACGCCCGCGGCGACCUCGCCUUCCGAGUCGACUGCUACGCCGGCUCCCGCAGGCGCCGCCGCCGCGCCGACGACGUCGUGCUCAUGGACGCCCGGGGGAAGCCGCUCCUCACGGUCCGCCGCAAGACGCGCCUCGGCCUGGCCGAGUGCUGCUGGGUCAUCUACGACGGCGACGCCGACGCCGACAAGAGCGCCACGCCGCUGCUCUCCGUCCGCCGCCACGCCGCCGGCCGCCGCCUCCUCGGCGCCACCAGCGCCGGCAAGACGCUGGCGCGCGUCGCCACACCGGGGGCCGAGGCGGCGGCGGCGGCGCCAUACGUGGUGGAGGGCUCCUACGGGCGCCGUGCCUGCGCGGUGCGCGACGCCGCGCGCGGGGGCGCCGUCGUGGCCGAGGUGCAGAGGAAGGAGGCCGUCGGCGACGACGUGUUCCGCCUCGUCGUGCCGGGGCCACGCCUCGGCGCGCAGCUGGCCAUGGCGCUCGUCAUCGCCCUUGACGACAUGUGCCGCGGCAGCGGUGCCGGCGCCUGCGGCUGGUUGGCGCGGUCGCUGCUGCGCAGGACCUUGUCGGCGUAG
This is a messenger RNA of Miscanthus lutarioriparius, 738 nucleotides long. The record is from the annotation of a GenBank genome assembly. NCBI's taxonomy places the organism in Eukaryota, Viridiplantae, Streptophyta, Magnoliopsida, Poales, Poaceae.